UCAAUAAAAGAACUCGCAAGGAACAGUUAAUCGAAUCAGUGUCAAGUGCGAGGAAGAGUAAACGAAUGGUGACAAAUUAGAGGCUGCGCGAUCACAGUGACCGUAGCGCGUAUAUAAGAUCUUAAUGACCAGCGGGCGCAGAGUUAAGUGGUUGCAGCUUUGAGAUGACCAUCGGACCCAAGAUUUGUUGUUGAUGAACUUUGAUACAUAUACGCAGCUACAUAUAAUCAACUCGGCGAAUACAGACUCGGACUCUUGAAACAUUGCUCUGAGCAUAUUUUUCAUUGUGAAAGUUAAAAAGGAAAGAACAAAAAAGUGGGUUUAGAUGAUUGGUGUUAAUAUAUCAAAAUACUUUAAAAUUAUUCUUCUUGUGGGAUUAACAGUAUUUCAGUGUUCAAGAAUCAAUAGCUGAACACUAAAACAUACGGAUAGCUCACUGCGGGCGCGAUGCAGGCUACCUCGGCACACAUGAUGGCUAUGGCCAACACUUUCUGGCCUUUUGCAUACUCCAUGAAGUCUUACGAUAUGUCGCUACAUCCGGCUUUUUUGUCUCAGGCUUACAGAACGUUUCCAUCGUUACCAACGGUGCCUUUUUGUCUCACGAACGGACAAACGAACGCGCGCUCUACACAGUCUCACAGAAGCAAAAGUGAUAAGUUCUCAAUAGACGCCAUUCUUAAUUCAGACAGACGGCCCGAGUCCACAAGUUCGUCUGACGGCGCGGACGACAGUAACAUUAAUUCACGGAACCUGUUCCUUGACAAUGAAAAAUCAAAGGAAACGUUUAUUUCGAGACGUCAUCAACGUCUGCUUGAAGCGACACAUCCGUAUCAAGGUCACCCAAACGCCCUCGCGGACAUCCCUCACCUGACGUCACAUACGAGUUUGUCGUCUGCGUACAUACAGCAGACGGAAUCGCCUGGACAGUUGGAGAAGUGUGAGUCGAAGUCUCCGCCGGCGCUCCCGCAGUCAACGUGGAGCAAGCAAUCUAAGGGCAAGAGGGUACGUACGAUCUUCACGCCCGAGCAGCUUGAGAGAAUGGAGGCGGAGUUUGAGAGACAGCAAUACAUGGUCGGCACGGAAAGGUACUACCUGGCAUCAUCACUGAACCUGACAGAGGCCCAGGUGAAGGUGUGGUUUCAGAACAGACGAAUAAAGUGGCGUAAGCAACAUCUCGAGCAGCAGAAGGCCAAACUCGGCGAUAUCAACAUGUACGCACACUUGGGCUCAGAAAGCGAUGACGACAGCAAUGACGAGCACAACAACAGUCAUGACGUCACCUCCCGUCACGUGAAGGCACUGGCUGACCCGUUUCAGAGUCCACAGGAAGUAAGGUCACUGCAGUGAUGGAAUGAAUGGAUUGCAUUUAUCAUGUAUGUUCAUUAUUGUUCAAUAUGAACACCUCUAGUCGCCGGAUAUUUAGCCGAUCAGCGCGUACUUUGCGUGGCUGAUAUACCGGUAGAAUGGUAUUACUAUACUAGUUGACGUUUAUUUUUCACCCAAUCCAACUUAUGUGUAACUGAAAAAAAUCACUUCCUUGAUGACUUUCUUAGGAGUUAAUGUAAGUGAUCUAAUUUGGGACCAUCGCUAAUAUGGACACAGAUCAUUUUAAAAGUGUGUUCACAAAUAUAUGUUUUUCGUGAAAGCUUUAUCAAAGAACGACUAUCUCUGUCAUAGAUUUUAAUUCAGAGUGUUCAAUUAUUUUAUUGAAAUAAAUAUUCGUGUGUACAUGUCAUACUUAAACCAUUUGGGGGUUACUACAAACUAUUAUAUGCAUAUGCUGAUUAUUUAAAUUGAUAUUGUGUUUUCAUAUAGCAAUGCGUUAUUUUAUUCGUUUGAAUAAACUUGUUUUGACUUUCACAUUUCUGUUCGUCUUGUACAUUGCUGUGCAGAUAGUAACCGCAAUACAAGACGACGUAUAACAACACACAAUGGACUAUUUUACCAUGGUCGCGGUCCAGAUACAACUUAAGUUCAUGUUAUUUAAGAUAUUUCAACCCAAAUUGCUUUGAAUUGACCGUUUUAAGAAGAAGUGUUAAUUAUUUUUUGUUUAUAUAGUUGGCUUUCUAGUUUUAAAGUAAAAGUGGGCAAAGUUUUAAAUGCAAACUAUAUGAGCAGCCAAUCGGUUCAGUUUAAAUCGAUUUACUUAGUCCAAACGUAAGAAUGUCGUUUAUCGAGCUGACUAUGUAAAUGUGCAGAAAAUGGCCAGGGUCU
Messenger RNA from Dreissena polymorpha, 2214 nucleotides. Its product is annotated as homeobox protein HEX homolog pha-2-like. Gene Ontology annotation, molecular function: DNA-binding transcription factor activity, RNA polymerase II-specific; DNA binding. Bases 448 to 1347 code for a protein of 299 amino acids. The record is from RefSeq and is a predicted model, not a curated record. The transcript is spliced from 3 exons. NCBI's taxonomy places the organism in Eukaryota, Metazoa, Mollusca, Bivalvia, Myida, Dreissenidae. Gene Ontology annotation, biological process: central nervous system development; regulation of DNA-templated transcription; neuron differentiation.